This is a messenger RNA of Vidua macroura (Pin-tailed whydah), 2658 nucleotides long. RefSeq names its product zinc finger protein 777-like. Lineage: Eukaryota; Metazoa; Chordata; Aves; Passeriformes; Viduidae. The coding region runs from base 7 to 2658 and encodes 883 amino acids. The transcript has 7 exons. The record is from RefSeq and is a predicted model, not a curated record. Gene Ontology annotation, biological process: regulation of DNA-templated transcription.
GGGGCCAUGGCGGAGCUCCAGGCGCGCCUCGAGGCGCUGGAGCGGCGGAUGGAGCGGGCGGAGGCGGCGCUGCGGGAGCGGCCCCUCGCCGCCCUGCGGCUCCACGGGGUCCCGGUGCUGUUCGAGGAUGUGGCAGUGCGGUUCAGCCGGCAGGAGUGGGCAAGCCUGGACGAGGGACAGAGGGAAAUGUACCGGAGCGUCAUGGAAGGCAACUACGAGAUGCUGGUGUCCCUGUACUGUGCCCUGUCCAAGCCUGAACUAUUGCUACAGCUGGAAAGAGAAGAGCUGAGCACGCCGCUGGAAUCCGAGCCAGAGGCAGCAGAGGUGUCCCCAGAGCUGGCUGUAGAGCCAGCCCGACAGAACUGCACCAGCGAGGAUGCACUGCUGGAGACAGAGACAAUGGAGAGGGGCUGCAGGGAGCCAGAGGAAAGCGGGAAUGUGGCAGAGAAAAGUGGGAACUUGGUAGAGGAAAGCACGAACCUGGUGGAGGAAAGCUGGAGUCUAGUGGAGAUAAGUGGGAACCUGAUAGAGGAAAUCUGGGGUGUGGCAGAGGAAAACAGGAGCCUGGCAGAGGAAAGCAGGAGCCUGGCAGAGGAAAGCAGGAGCCUGGAAGAGGAAAGCAGGAGCCUGGAAGAGGAAAACAGGAGCCUGGCAGAGGAAAACAGGAACCCAGCAAAGGAAGGUAGGAGCCCAGCAAAGGAAGGUGGGAACCCAGCAGAGGAAGACGGGAACCCAGCAGAGGAAAGUGGGAACCCAGCAGAGGAAAGUGGGAACCCAGCAGAGGAAAGUGGGAACCCAGCAGAGGAAAGCGGGAACCCAGCAGAGGAAAGCGGGAACCCAGCAGAGGAAAGUGGGGACCCGAUGGAGGAAAGCAGGAGCCCAGCGGUCCCAGAGAACUGCAGAACACCACCCGUCCCUCUGGAAGGCACUGCUGUCCUGGCGGAUCUCAGCCAGCCGACCCCGUCCCCUCCCCGCCCGCUCUCCGUGCACUGUCAGGAAGCCGUGGGUCAGAACUGUUCUCCCCCUGCUGCAGGAGAUGCUGAAGCGGGGAUCCCAAUGGAGGUGCCGCAGGAGGAGGUUGCCGCAGAGAAGCCAUCAAUGCCCAAAACGCCCUCCAAGUGUCUGGAAGAGGACAAGGGUCAGGAAGAGGAGACUGUGAAAGAUUCAGGGAAUACUGGCCAAGAUCCGGUGGCCGACAUUCCUGAAGAACCAGGAAAGGAGGUGACACCAGAUGUGCACGAAACGACAGAACAGGCAGAUCCCAGCCCAGGGGAGCCGGAGAAGGACUCCUGCGUGGGCCGGCCCAUGGCCUGGCAGCGAAAUGCCGCCCGGGAAUUUUACUCCUGCCCCAUCUGCAGGAAAACCUUCCUGCUGAAGAUCAACCUCCUGAUCCACCAGCGUGGCCACAACAACUGGGUGCCCUAUGUCUGCGUCCACUGCAACCGCAAGUUCAUGUCCAAGAAGAAAAUCAGGCGGCAUCUCCGCGCCUGGGCAGUCAACGGGACGUGCCAGCCCUCGGAGCUGGAGGUGUGUCCCAGCCAGGUGCCAUGCCCAGCAUCCCAUCCCCAAACCUGGGCAGCUAAGGGGACGUGCCAAGCCUCAAAGCCAGAGGAGUGUCCUAGUAGGACACCGUGCCCAACAUCUCAGCCCCAAGCCUGGGCACCCAAUGGCACCUGCCAGCCCUUGGAUGCAAAGGCAUGUCCCAGCCAGGGGACACCGUGCCCAACAUCCCAACCCCAAACCUGGGCACCCAAUGGCACCUGCCAGCCCUUGGAUGCAAAGGCAUGUCCCAGCCAGGGGACACCGUGCCCAACAUCCCAACCCCAAACCUGGGCACCCAAUGGCACCUGCCAGCCCUUGGAUGCAAAGGCAUGUCCCAGCCAGGGGACACCGUGCCCAACAUCCCAACCCCAAACCUGGGCACCCAAUGGCACCUGCCAGCCCUCGCUUGUGAAGGUGUGUCCCAGCCAGGGGCCAUGCCCGGCAUCCCAGUGCCCAACAUCCCAGCCCCAAACCUGGGCAGCCAAUGGCACCUGCCAGGCCUCGAAGCCGGAGGAGUGUCCCAGCCAGACCCUGUGCCCGUCCUCCCAGCCACAAGCCCCAAACAGGGAGUGUGGCACGGUGUGGCAGGAGCCCGGCCCCGCCAGGUGCUCGCUGUCACCUGGAAAAAUGAUGUACACGUGCACCGAGUGCCGGGAAACCUUCUCCAACCAGGUCUUCCUGACGGUGCACCAGCGCCGGCACUCUGGCCACCACCUCAUCCUGUGUCCCUGCUGCAACCGGAGCUUCACCUGGGUCUCGGACUUUGUCCGGCAGCACUGGAUGCACAUGGGUGUCCGGCCCCACCAGUGUGGCAUCUGCCAGAAGACCUUCAAGAGGUUCUCCCACCUCAAGGCGCACCAGAGGAUCCACAGGCGGCAGGAGCGGCCGUUGACCUGCGCCAACCAGGUGCCCAUCGUGGCGGCACCCGCAGCAGGAGACGGGGUGGGAAGCCAGGCUGUGACCCCCAGGGAUGGGGCGCUGCUGUCGGACCUGGAGGUGUCCUCCCGGGAACGGGAGGCCGCUGAUAGGAGGCUGCUGUGUGAUCUUGAGGUGAAGAAUGGGAUGCUGCUGCUGCUGCUGGGCUCUAAGGUGUCCUCUCAGGAAUGGGAUACGUGA